Molecule: messenger RNA, 2459 nt
Organism: Gambusia affinis (western mosquitofish)
Lineage: Eukaryota; Metazoa; Chordata; Actinopteri; Cyprinodontiformes; Poeciliidae
Product: zinc-binding protein A33-like
Exons: 1
Coding region: 336-1757 (473 amino acids)
Molecular function (GO): protein binding; zinc ion binding
Source: RefSeq, a predicted model, not a curated record
UAUAAAAACAUUGAAGUGCUCCUAAUAGAGUUAUAAAAAAUUUUCUUUAUUAAAAUGUAAGGCAGCUUUUUAUCAGCAGAACAAGGAAAUUAAACUGCAGUAAAACAAAAGCACAAAGUUCACCUGGAACACAAUUACCUGUUUGACUGGUCAAACAGGUAAUUGUGAAACGUCACUGAGAGAAAAUGAAAGUAUUUUAACUGAGUUGAACGGAGCUGAGACUCCAUUACAGGGAGGAGAUCUGAGCUGAAACACGAAGGUUUACUGGAUCUUAAAGAAAAAGCUGCAGAAACUUUGACUUGGUGAGUUCUGGUUCUGGAGUGGUUCUGUAGAAAAUGGCAGAGAGAGCUCUGAUUGAACAUUUCCUGAGCUGCCAUAUUUGUUCAGAGACUUUCAGAGAUCCUGUGUCUCUGAGCUGCAACCACAGCUUCUGUUCAAACUGCCUGCAGAAAUUCUGGGAACAAACUGGAAACAAGAACUGUCCCAUCUGUAAAAGAAAAUCUUCUAAGGCGAAUAUAGGAAUAAAUUUCUCUCUGAAGGACCUGGCUGAUUCUUUUACUGGAAGACAGAAAUCUGGAUCUUCAGAGACAGAAACAGGAGAAAAGCAGCUGAUGGUCUGCAGUAAACACCAAGAAGACCCUAAACUGUUCUGUGAAGACGAGCAGAGAGCUGUGUGUCCUGUCUGUGAGUUUUCUCUCCACCAGAGUCACAAAGUGGUUCCUGUUGAACAAGCAGUCAGAGAUCUGAAGCAGCAGCUGAAAUCUGACUUAGAGUCUCUGCAGGACAAGAGGAACAAACACAAACAAGUGGAGAAAACAUACCAUGAUGUGAUUCAACACUCCAAGAAGCAGCUGCUGUCCACAGAGAGACAGAUCAGAGCAGAGUUCAACAAGCUGCACCAGUUCCUGAGAGAGGAAGAGGAGUCCAGACUGGCAGCUCUGAGGGAGGAAGAGGAGCAGAAGAGGAAGACUAUCAGCAGAGAGAUGAAGAGGAUUGAGGAGCAGAUCUCCUCUCUGUCAGACAGCAUCUCUGCUGUUGAAGAAGAGCUGCAGAAAGACAAGGUGUCGUUCCUCAGCAGUUAUAAAGCCACUCAGAGCAGAGCCAGAGGUCAGAGGUCACUGCCAGAUCCACAGCUGGUCUCAGGAGCUCUGAUAGAUGUGGCCAAACACCUGGGCAACCUGUCCUUCAGAGUCUGGGAGAAGAUGAAGGACCAGGUGAAGUUCAGUCCCGUCAUUCUGGACCCAAACACUGCAGAUGGAUGGAUCCACCUGUCUGAUGAUCUGACCAGAGUGAGAAAUGGAGACACAUGGCAGCAGCUUCCUGAUAAUCCAGAGAGAAACAUGAUGUACCCCAAUGUUUUUGGUUCUGAGGGCUUCAGCUCAGGGAAACACAGCUGGGAGGUGGAGGUGGGAGAUCAUCCUGUCUGGAAUAUUGGUUUGGUUAAAGAGUCUGUUGACAGGAAGGGAAAGAGAUAUGCUUCACCAAAAUAUGGAAUCUGGUGUUUAUGGCAUGGUGAUGGAAAAUACACUAAUGGUGUUGGUAAAACUGUGACAGUGAAUAAAAGUCUCCAGAGGUUCAGAGUCCAGCUGGAUUAUGACAGAGGGGAGGUUUCCUUCUACGACUCUGAAGACAAGAGUCACAUCUACACUCACAGAGACACUUUCACUGAGAAACUCUUUGCUUAUUUCAGUGUUGGAAAAGCUGCUGAUGCCAAAACAACUGAGAUCAAAAUCUAUGAAACUGAUUUUUCUGUUUAAAGUUCAAAGUUGUUUUAAUUCUCUGAAUCAUUUUGUAUUUUAAAAUCAAAGUUUCUAUUUGCAGUCAAACAAACUUUCCUUUUUAAUCUUUAAUAAAUAUCCUUGAUCAUUUUAAGGUUUUUAACUUUUAUUUGAAAUUAACAAAAAUAAAUCAAUAAAAUAUCUUGAUCUUAAAUUUUUCUGUUGUCUGAAAUUAGUAGAAAAUUGUUAAUUUUAUGAUUUUUCUGUCUUCAAUUUUUCUUUUCAAUUGAAUGGAAAAAUAUAAAAAAAUGUUAAUUAAUGUUCAGACUAUUAACAAUAUUUAAUUAAUCUUUAUCCAAAAUUCUCACAACCAUUUAAUAUUUCUUCUUAUUCUGUUUAAUUCCAACAAAGAUGAUUAUUUUUAGUUUGUUUCUGUGUUUUGUAAAAAAAUGUUAUUAGAAGUUCAGAAAAAGGAUCAAAUAUUUUUACAAGUUGUUAACUGGGUUUUCUAGUCUUUUUUUAAUUGUUUAAUGAUUUAUUUUGCAGGAAAACAUUUAUUAAUAAAUAUUCAGAUUUACUUUUCUCUCUGUUUUCUGUUAUAAUUUUUCUGUUCUUCAAUCUAAAACUGAUUUCUAUAAAAUUCAAACAGUUGCUGAAAAUCAUUUUGUUAACUUUAAAAGUUCAUUCUUUGCUUUAACAUGUUUAUUUUAAUUUGGAUGUUGAAUAAAACUCUGAGCUUCA